AUGAAUCCGUCAUCAACAACUCCGAAAGCCGCAUCAGCUGCCAGUAGUGUAACACUAUCGUUACAUCCUCUUGUUAUUAUGAAUAUAGCUGAACAUUACACAAGAGUACGUGUCCAAAAUCAAUCACGUCCUCAAGGAACACCAUCGCUACCAACAUCAUCUAAUAUUGAAGUGUUUGGAGCCUUGCUUGGUAAACACAAAGGUCGUCACAUCGAACUAUGUGAUACAUUUGAAUUUAAAAUAGUUGUUAAUAAACCAAUAACAAAUGGUAUCAUAAUUGAUUUAGAUUAUUUGAGUAAAAAAUUAGAAUCAAUCAAAUUAGUUCAAGGAGAUUUAGAUUUUAGUGGUUGGUAUGCAAUUGAUAGUGAAUUAAACGUUGAUUUAAUGUGUAAUUUACAUCAACAAUUGGUACAAUUAAAUGAGAGUCCACUACUAUUACGUUUAGAUCCAUUUGGUGUUAGUAAUGAAUUACCGGUACAUGUCUAUGAGACAAUAAUCGAUAUUUUACCAAAUAGUAAUAGUGAUGGAACAAAAAUUGAUUUUAUUGAAACAACCUAUACUUUAGUUACCGAAGAAGCUGAACGAAUUGGUAUUGAUCAUGUGGCACGUUAUUCUGUAACAGAUUCUUCGGAUACAUCAGUAGUUACGGAACAAAUACAUAUUCAAUAUAAUGCCAUACGCCUAUUAUAUCAACGAAUGUUAUUAUUACUUGAAUAUGUUAAAGCAAUUAAAAAUAAUACAUUACCACGAAAUGACGAUUUAUUAAGAGAAAUUGGUUCAUUGUGUCAAAGAUUACCGAUUAUAAAUACAGAAGAUAAUAAUAAUCCAUUAUUUCGUGAUGAUUUUAAUAUUCAACAAUCAGAUGUUGCAUUACUCGCUCUACUAGCGUGUUGUACACAAGAAAUAAAUACAUUAAAUAAUUAUAUAACUAAAUUCAAUGUUGUUCAUGAAAAACAAUCACAUGGUGGCGUUUUUGGUUAUAGUGGUCGACGAGCGGGUCGUGGUUCAUUUUUUUAUCCAUCUUCAUUUGUUUAG
This is a messenger RNA of Didymodactylos carnosus, 1035 nucleotides long. The record is from the annotation of a GenBank genome assembly. NCBI's taxonomy places the organism in Eukaryota, Metazoa, Rotifera, Eurotatoria, Philodinida, Philodinidae.